AUGGUGGAGAGGGCCAAGGUGUUGGAGAAGAACCUGGCAGAGGCGGAACGGCACAAGAAACAGCAAACAGUAAGGGGGCCGACUGUCUCAAGGGGAAAUGUUAAUCAGAGAGGAUCCCCUUACGCUCGUCCAGCAGUCAACGCGAGUGGAUCCCAAGCCUUGGCUACUGUCGGCCAGUCUGUACAGCCAAGGAGUGUGGCAUGUUUCCAGUGUGGAGGACCACACCUGAGGUGGGCUUGUCCUCAACUGAAUGGGGGAAAAUACUGCACUAAAUGCAGAAGGAAUGGGCACUUGGAGAACGAGUGCUAUGUGGGAGGACGUGCGGCAAUGAGGCCGCCGAACGCUGGAAGAGCCCAACAAGGAAGAGGUGGACGUGCACAAGCUACAGGAAGAGUUUAUGCAAUUACGGGUGCUGAAGCUGCUCGAUCAGGUACGCUCAUCACCAGCACUUGCUUCUUGUUUGGAAAACCGUGUGUAGUGUUGUAUGAUUCGGGGGCAACUCAUUCCUUCAUCUCGAAGGCAUGCGUUGAGAAACUGGGACUAGUGGAGAGUGAAUUACAGUUCGACUUGGUGGUGUCAACCCCAGCGGCUGGUGGGAUUAAGACGUCUACAGCUUGUGUGAGAUGUCCAAUAGAAGUUGAGGGGCGUAGAUAUAAGGUCAAUCUCAUUUGCUUACCCCUUCAAGACUUAGAAGUAAUUUUGGGGAUGGAUUGGUUGGCUACAAAUCGGAUCCUCAUUGAUUGUGGAAAGAAGGAGUUGGUCUUCCCAGGUGAAGAAGAGGAGGAGUUAUCUGUUGAUCGCGGACAGUUAAGGAAGAUAUCAUGGAAGGAGCGAGCUGUUUUCUGA
This is a messenger RNA of Vigna angularis (adzuki bean), 846 nucleotides long. RefSeq lists its product as uncharacterized. Gene Ontology annotation, molecular function: nucleic acid binding; zinc ion binding. The record is from RefSeq and is a predicted model, not a curated record. NCBI's taxonomy places the organism in Eukaryota, Viridiplantae, Streptophyta, Magnoliopsida, Fabales, Fabaceae. The coding region runs from base 1 to 846 and encodes 281 amino acids. The transcript has a single exon.